Messenger RNA from Engraulis encrasicolus (European anchovy), 668 nucleotides. RefSeq names its product guanylin-like. The transcript is spliced from 3 exons. The coding region runs from base 1 to 327 and encodes 108 amino acids. Gene Ontology annotation, molecular function: guanylate cyclase activator activity. Gene Ontology annotation, cellular component: extracellular region. The record is from RefSeq and is a predicted model, not a curated record. Lineage: Eukaryota; Metazoa; Chordata; Actinopteri; Clupeiformes; Engraulidae.
AUGAAGACUCUAAUACCUCUUGCUCUGGUCUUCUUGGCUCUCUACCAGGCAGCUGAAAGUGUAGUGGUUCAGGAGGGCGAGUUCUCCUUCCCCUUGGAAGAUGUGAAGAAACUGAAGGAUUUCCUGGACAGUGAUGCAACCAUGAAGCAGAACCGCGUUGCCCUGGGCAACCCCAAAGCCAUGUGUACCCAGCCGGGCUUCCCCCAGGAGCUCCAGCCAGUGUGCCAGAGCAAAGACGCCAACGCCUCUCUCCUCAGACUGGCGCUGGUCACUUUCCAAAUGGACUCCUGCGAGAUUUGUGCUUACGUCGCUUGCACCGGCUGCUAAGAAACUGAAGUUGGACCGAGAUCAACACAUGGCCUCAUCAUCUCAAGCGGCCAUUCUUAUUAUCAAACUGCAGAGAGUUCGCAUAGCAAUUGCUUGUUGAUUUCAGUUUUCUCCGGUCUGAAUUACUUGUCUGUAGUGACUUACUAUUUUUUCUUAUACGUAGUGUGCUGAAGUAAGUGUACUCAAGUUCAAGUAUGUUGUAUCAGGGUUUUCUUGCAUACUUCUCAGAGAAGUAAAAGUAAAGGUUUAGAUAUUUGUGUGUCUGUAUUUUAUGGCCUACUGUGUACCUCUAUACAUGUUUGUAAAUAUGUGAAACCUGCUAUUUUAGAUUAUAUUUUCUA